This is a messenger RNA of Staurois parvus, 662 nucleotides long. Lineage: Eukaryota; Metazoa; Chordata; Amphibia; Anura; Ranidae. The record is from the annotation of a GenBank genome assembly.
ACAAGAUGGCGGAGCAAAAGGAAUUCAACAUACCUAGUGAGCAAGAAGGAUCACAGCAGCAGCUUCUUAAAAGUGGAAGAGAUACAAAAAGAAAGGCAACCAACAUGUCUUUGGAGGAGAUGGUGGAGAUGGUUAGAAUCCUGCUCAGAAAGGAUUAUGACUGCAAGCUGCAAGUUUACAACAACACCAAUCAAAGGAAGGAUGCAAUAAUGGGCAAAAUCCUUAAAGUGCUUUGGAAAAAAUUUGGGGUAAAACGCACAAAGGACCAACUAAGAAAACGAUGGUCUGAUCUGAAGUUAAGGGAAGCUGAUCAGUUCAAGAGAAUAAGAAAAAUUCUCAAAAAAAGAGAACGCAAGAAUAUUGAUGAAGAUAAAUCUGAUAAACAUGAAUCUGUCUGUGAGGAUUUGGCAAAAAAUGUUAUGUAUGACCCUGUGGAGGUUUCUGAGGAAGUAAUACUGAACCUCAUGCCUGUUGAGGAGGAUGUAGUCAAUAACACAAGUUGUGGAAAUCCAGAGUCACCAGCACUAAACAGUUAUACCACACAAAAACUUACGGCAGAAUUGAUGGCUUGUAACGUCCAGAUUGAGGACAUGAGGGAAACUUUGAACACCAUGCAUUGCAGGAUCAAUACAGUUUUGGAUACACUCUGCAAACUGAUAUGA